GGCGGGGUCGGAGACGCGGAAGGGUCUGCGGCGCGGCGCGAGGACCGGACCGGGGGCGGGGCCCUGGGCGGCGGUGGCAGCGGCAGCGAUGCUGGAGACCCUUCGCGAGCGGCUGCUGAGCGUGCAGCAGGAUUUCGCCUCCGGGCUGAAGACUUUAAGUGACAAGUCAAAAGAAGCUAAAGCAAAAAACAAACCAAGGACAGUUCCACAUUUGCUAAAGUACUCUGCUGGGCUGGAAUUACUUAGCAGGUAUGAAGAUACAUGGGCUGCACUUCACAGAAGAGCCAAGGAAUGUGCAAGUGCUGGAGAGCUGGUGGACAGCGAGGUGGUUAUGCUGUCAGUGCACUGGGAGAAAAGGAAGACAAGCCUCAGAGAGUUGCAGGAGCAGCUUCAGCAGCUCCCAGGUUUAGUAGCAGAUUUGGAAUCUGUGACAGCAAAUCUGACUCAGUUAAAGGCUAGCUUUGAAGAGGUCGAAACCCACCUGCUGAAUCUGGAGGAUUUAUGUGGACAGUGUGAAUUAGAAAGGUGCAAACAUACGCAGUCCCAACAACUGGAAAAUUACAAGAAAAACAAGCGGAAAGAACUUGAGACCUUCAAAGCUGGACUCGAGGCAGAGCACACGCAGAAGGUCCUGGAGAUGGAGCACACCCAGCAGCUGAAGCUGAAGGAGCGGCAGAAGUACUUCGAGGAAGCCUUCCAGCAGGACAUGGAGCAGUACCUGUCCACGGGCUAUCUGCAGACGGCAGAGAGGCGAGAGCCCAUGGGCAGCAUGUCGUCCAUGGAAGUGAAUAUUGACAUGUUGGAGCAGAUGGACCUGGUGGACAUAUCUGACCAGGAGGCCCUGGAUGUCUUCUUGAACUCAGGCGGAGAAGAUAACGCUGCGCUGUCUCCCGUCCUAGGGCCUGAAUCAAGUAUUGGUCAGAAUGAAAUUAUUCUUCAGGUUCCAAACUCCUCCGAGUUACGAGGCAAGCUGCCUUCCUCAUCCUCCAUCUGCAGUGACCUGGCUGCCCAGGAGCCCAGCGGAGGCGGGGCGUCCCCGCUGGUUCAGUCUGACGAGGACGGAGUUGAAGUGGACACAGCCCUCGCCACUCAACACACUGACGACAGCGACUCCUGAACACGGCCACUCACUGCCUGCCUGAGAGGAUGGCGCGGCUGCACGCAGAACCCCACAGAGGCAGGUGGCUUUACGAAGGCUCUUGAUUUUUACACAAUUGCCAAUGUGUGACAAACUGUAAGAAUAAUUAAUAAAGUGUGAGGACUUUCAACCGAGAGCAUACAUAA
Molecule: messenger RNA, 1284 nt
Organism: Manis pentadactyla (Chinese pangolin)
Lineage: Eukaryota; Metazoa; Chordata; Mammalia; Pholidota; Manidae
Gene: DTNBP1
Product: dystrobrevin binding protein 1
Exons: 10
Coding region: 89-1117 (342 amino acids)
Biological process (GO): regulation of synaptic vesicle exocytosis; negative regulation of protein kinase activity; neuron projection development
Cellular component (GO): BLOC-1 complex; synaptic vesicle membrane; plasma membrane
Source: RefSeq, a predicted model, not a curated record